Suillus subalutaceus is the source of this 1425-nucleotide messenger RNA. RefSeq lists its product as uncharacterized. The record is from RefSeq and is a predicted model, not a curated record. NCBI's taxonomy places the organism in Eukaryota, Fungi, Basidiomycota, Agaricomycetes, Boletales, Suillaceae. The transcript has 6 exons. Bases 1 to 1425 code for a protein of 474 amino acids.
AUGCCUCAGCACCAUCAUGCCCAUGGCGAGGACUUCACUCGAGAUCUUGCGAACAUUGAUAGCAGCUCCGACGCCACCGACUCGACAGAUUCUGACGGUGACGAGUCCAACAAUGAUACAGAUUUACUGCAAGCGCUUGAACUCGUGCAAAGACUACUUCUAGACAUGCGAGGAAAGUAUCAGGAGGCUCUGAAGAAGAAUGCUCUUCUCGAGGCCACACUCUCAAAAGGCCGGAAGACGAAGCUUACUAAUAAAGACCUUGCGCUUGCCGCUAAGGAAGAUAUCAUCAAGAACUAUGGGCGCAAGUUUUCUGUAACGCACUGCCUCUGGGUCGAGACCACCAUUUUUCCCUUGCGCGCACCACCUCCUAAUAUUGAUCUCACGAGCAAAGAGCGGUGGCUCUCUCCGAUGUCAAUUCAGGAUGGCGUUAAAGCUGAACUCUUUCAUUUCAUUCUGCCUGCGGACCAUGGCAUGAUGGCCCACAAGAACUUCGGUUCCCAUUUUGUCAAAGGCAUCAAUAGUGUUCGCGCGGAAAUGGUUUCAGAUGUCAAGUCCUGUGCAGCUGCCAUUUUCAAUCUUGACGCAAAGUUCUUCAUCCGAGGGUAUGCACGGGAUUCAGAGCCUGCAUGCCGCGCCCUGCUCCUUAACCCUCAAGGUGCAUACACGAAGUUUGCGCCCGUGCUCUUCCCUCGCCCAGAACAUUUAUUCCGAGAUGACUUUCUGAAAACGUCAAAGCUCGUUUUUAUCCUGAAAGCAUCGCUUUUCGGGCGAUCCUCGCUAGCUGCCAAUGCACCCCCAACACCCAAAACCAAGGCUAAGAUAUGGGAGUUGCGUUGUGUCACUCCAGGCCUCAUUGCAGCGGCAGCAAUUGUUGCUAUCUUUAUUCUUUCUGGUGACAAAGAACUAGUCGAGAUAGGCGAUAAAUCCCGAAUCUCAUACAAGGAGUAUCACAACUAUUAUCGUCAAUCUCUGAUGACCGGUGGCGCCUGGGCAGAUAGCAUUUACACCUUCUUCAACAACUCUCUUUUCGCUACUUCUUCCUCUGCGACUACUCUCCUUGGAGACCUGAGGGGUGAGAAUACUUUGCACGACACCUGGGAACAGGAUUUCGAGCGCGCGAUGGAAAUGGGUGGUGAUCUGCCAGAACCUGAUGUUCCUCGAGCUGCAUCACCACUCACUGAAGAAGAUGCCCCACUAUCAACUGCUAAUAGUCUUGCUAUGGCAGAGGACCGCGAGCUAUUAAUACCACCUAUUGAUAACACAGCUGCACUCAACGAAGGCUCACAGCCACCCAUUCCUCUCGUUCAGAAGCCUAAGCCCAAGCCCAAGCCCAGGCGCAAGACUAAGGCUGGUGCUGGUGCUGAGGGCCCGGGUGCUGCUGCUGAGGAUCUUGAAGUGCGAAGGUCUGGCCGAUUGAAGAAGUAG